AUGGCCCUGGAACAGAGGCUGUUCAUCACUAUGUCCCGGACAGCAGGCCGUCUCCAGUGCACACUGCAGGCUCUUGUCUUCCUCGGUGUCCUAGUGGGCAUGGUAGUGCCUUUGCCGGCAGGCACCCGCGCCAACAGCACACUGCUGGACUCCAGGGGCUGGAGCAAACUGCUGUCCAGGUCUCGUGCGGGGCUGGCUGGAGAGAUCACUGGAGUGAACUGGGAAAACGGCUAUUUAGUGGGGAUCAAGCGACAGCGGCGACUCUACUGCAACGUGGGCAUUGGCUUCCACCUCCAGGUGCCCAUCAACGGCAAGAUCAGUGGAGCCCAUGAAGAGAACCCCUACAGCCUGCUGGAAAUUUCCACAGUGGAACAAGGAGUGGUGAGUCUCUUUGGAGUGAGAAGUGCCCUCUUUGUUGCUAUGAACAGGAAAGGAAGAUUAUACGCAACGCCCAGCUUCCAAGAUGAAUGCAAGUUCAGAGAAAUCAUUCUGCCCAACAAUUACAAUGCCUACGAGUCAGACUUGUACCGAGGGACCUACAUUGCACUGAGCAAAUAUGGACGGGUAAAGCGGGGCAACAAAGUGUCCCCAGUGAUGACCGCCACUCACUUCCUGCCCAGGAUAUAAAGGCCCAUGAACGAAAGUUCACCGAUGGAAUUUUGCACGAGCGAACAAUCCCCCUAUCUCCCCUGGCUUCUCAGUCAGACUUGUCUUGUGCCUGGGGAGACCUGAGUUGGUUUCCUUGGCUGCUGAACCCCAUGGCA
Molecule: messenger RNA, 764 nt
Organism: Chinchilla lanigera (long-tailed chinchilla)
Lineage: Eukaryota; Metazoa; Chordata; Mammalia; Rodentia; Chinchillidae
Gene: Fgf6
Product: fibroblast growth factor 6
Exons: 3
Coding region: 1-627 (208 amino acids)
Biological process (GO): positive regulation of protein phosphorylation; cell differentiation; regulation of cell migration
Cellular component (GO): cytoplasm
Molecular function (GO): growth factor activity; fibroblast growth factor receptor binding
Source: RefSeq, a predicted model, not a curated record